This is a messenger RNA of Nematolebias whitei (Rio pearlfish), 5596 nucleotides long. Its product is annotated as rho guanine nucleotide exchange factor 28. The record is from RefSeq and is a predicted model, not a curated record. The transcript has 39 exons. Lineage: Eukaryota; Metazoa; Chordata; Actinopteri; Cyprinodontiformes; Rivulidae. Bases 1 to 5535 code for a protein of 1844 amino acids. Gene Ontology annotation, biological process: regulation of Rho protein signal transduction. Gene Ontology annotation, molecular function: guanyl-nucleotide exchange factor activity.
AUGGAUCUGAGCAGGAGGAAAGUGCCUCUUUAUGGUGAGGCGAAGGUAUUUGCACUACUGGAGGGCUUGGACUCAGUGCCAGAAGAUGUUGAGGUGUUUGUAGUUUUGGAAGGAUCCACACUGGUCCAUGUAACCAGGGCUCAGAAUGAUGUCAUGCUCUGCUUCAUCGUACCUGGCCAUAAUUUGGCUGAGGAGGUGUCUGUUCAGGCCUACAUGUGCUCUGAAACUACACCUCUCACCUGGGUAGGUGGGGCUUUAUUAGAGUAUGUGCAAGAUGAUGCUCAGGAUCUUGCAGAGUACAUCAUAGUACAUGGACAUUGUCUGAGCUCCACAGAUCACCAGCAGCUCAGCAGUCUCUUCAGCCUGGGACAGGAGAGCUCUCGCUGGGCCAUGGACCAUAAAGUGGCUCUGGCCAUGGCCAACCUGGAUAUUCCUCCAAAGUGGAACAUUCUUGGCAGCAGUUGUGGAGACGAACACAGUCCCAGAGAGUCUCCGCUCCACCUGGCUGUAAGAUGGGGUCUGUAUCGGCUUGCAGAGCUUUUGCUUUGCCAGCCGGGGGGGCUGAUGGCCAUCAAUCUGCCAAACGAAGAUGGAGUCACGCCUCUGCAGCUAGCACAGGCCACAGGCAACUCUGAGCUCCUGGAGCUGCUCACACAUCCACCCAACCCCCUAGCCACGCCUCCAGCAGGUCUUUCCCAGGUGUGGGCAGAUCAGUCCCGCUUGCUGAGGUUUUGCCACGACACGGGGAACCUGACUCUGACCAUCCGACAGAACCUGAGAUGGAGCUCAGAGGACAGCCGGCAUGCAGACAUCCUGCUGCUCAGAGACAGACUCCGGGAUGAGAACUUCCUUGGAGGGAUUAAAGCACUAAAAAGGGAACAUGUGGAGACCAUUUUAGAACAGGAAGAACCUGUGGAUGAUCCUGCAGACAGCGCACCCUAUUCUGACAUAAAUGGAGAAAACUUUGCUGAAGACAACGUUCCCAGUUUCUUCUCCGAGGACUGCGAGGAGCCGCUGAUGUUUAUUCUGAAUGAGGACGACGCGGAGGACGACUCAUCGCGGUCUGACUGUGAGAAAAGUCAGUCCAUCAGGGAGAGCCAGGCCUCGUCGCCGACCCUGGCUGCAGCUGUCAGAUUGUCGGCGAUGAUCCACGGCAAAGACCAAGUGUACGCCAACGCCAUGCUGGUCAACCAGGUGGAUGGCUCUGACGUUAAGUAUCGCUCUCUAGGAGAAGAGGAGGAGGUCAGCUCUGCAUCUCCUGUUGGUAUGUCCUGCUGGGAUUCUUUUUCUUCAACUCCCUUUGACUCGGAGAACUCUCAGAACCGUUCCCACUCAUCACCCCAUCACGGGCCGAGGGGAAGUCAGGGCCCCGGGCUGGACAAUCACAAGGAGGCAAACCCUCGCAUCUCUCCCCCUUCUACAUCUUUUCCUUCCUCUUCCUUGGCUUCCGCCGUCCAUUUGUUCGAGGGAGCACAGAGGCGCCGUUCACCCACGGGCCCUCCACUCUCUCCAGCUUUGAAACAUGGAGGAUGCAGCUUGAGCGAGGCAAACCGUAGUCUGAGCCCCAGUCUGGAGUGUGACAGCGAAGAGGAGGACAUACUGGGACGCUCGCAUCCCUGUACGGCCGUAAAGCAGAGGUCCAUUCUGUGGUCCAGCUCAGGAGAAGAGAGAGACUCCUUUGACACUUCGCCUGAUUUUAACUGCUCACACUCUGACAGCACGUCCACGUUAAACCAGAAUUCAGAAGAUGCCGAGGUCCGUCUGCGCUCCUACUCCUACUCCUCCCCCAAAGCAAAGCCAUCACGGCCGCUGUUAAACCGAGACGCAGCUAUCACCGACCUGGAAGAAGAUGGCCAUUUCAGCAGCAGUGGUCGGUUUCUACUUCAGGCGUUAUCUCUCUCUAAGUCCCUGUCGCGUCUCAACCAAGUUAAGCAGAGAGCGUUCAGUCUGACGGAAACACCCAGAGAGAAAAGGGUUCUGGGUUUCCGUAAGCGGGCCCAGUCAGCAGAGGAGGAGAGCACCGCGUCACUCCAACACCUCACCCUCACAGAGUUCCUCAAAGAGAUUGAAGAUGAGGAGUGGGAUAGAUAUAUUAUCCCAUCUAAGGUUGAGUCGGAGAAGUACAAAGUGAGCCGGACCUUCAGCUUCCUGAAGAGUAGGAUGUCCAGCACCCGCAGCAAAACCAAGGUUAAAGGGAAGGAGGUGAAAGAGGGAAAGUCAGGAGCAGCUAAUGGGCACCAGUUUGUUCCCGUGUCUCCAUCUGGUUCUUCUCCCUGUGUGGCCUGUGAGAAGUCUGUUUUUGGGAAGGAGCUGUUGCAGUGCUCCAACUGCUUCCUGAACGUCCAUAAAAACUGCAGAGAGUCCAUUGCAGCCUGUGGAAAGAAGCCGCAGGAGAGGAAUGCAGUGCUGAUGAAAAGCAAGACUAUGUCCCUCCCACAGAACUUUGGGAGAGAAAACUCUUCAGCCUUUUCAUGUUCGUCCUCCUCUUCAGUUUCAUCUGUGACCAGAGAAGGGAAAAGAGAAACAGUCACUUCAUUUUCUAAAAGCCAAUCUAUCUCCAUAGAUAGCCGAGGGUUGAGUGAAACAGCAGGAGCGGACAGUGACUUCAGCAUGAUGGCUUGUCCUAACAGCUCACUGUAUGAAGAGGGAGCACCUGUGACAACAACUCCCCCGUCCAUCGACCUGCCUAGCAGCACAAAGGAUUCUGUUGACGCUCAUCUACUGAAUGACCUGUCAGCUGACCUGCUGGGGCUCGAGGCCGAGUCGUGGAGUCUCGCAGUCAGUCCAGAGUUCUGCCGACAACACGACAGGCGCACCAUCAAACGGCAGAAUGUGAUCUACGAGCUGAUGCAGACAGAGCUGCACCAUAUUGAAACCAUGACGGUCAUGUCGGAGGUGUUCAGGAGAGGCAUGUUGGAGGAGCUGCUGCUGGAUGGGGACUAUGUGGCUCGCAUCUUCCCAUCUUUGGACCCUCUGCUGGUCUACCACAGGAACUUCUUCAGAGCGUUGCAGGAACGCCGGCAGGCUGCGACCCAAAUGGACAACUCACAAAAUUACCACAUACAUCGAAUAGGAGAUAUACUUCUUCAGCAGUUUUCAGAUGAAAAUGCAGAGAAGAUGAAGCAGAUGUACGGCAAAUUUUGCAGUCACCACAUCGAGGCUGUUAAUGUCUUCAAAGAGCUACAACAGCAAAACAAAAAGUUUCAGAACUUUUUCAGGCAACAGAGCAACAACUCUCUGGUCAAGCGAAGAGAAGUGCCAGAAUGCAUCCUGCUGGUCACGCAGCGCAUCACCAAGUAUCCUUUACUGCUGGAGAGGAUAAUACAGUACACUCAGGAAGGAAGCCAGGAACACUCCGACCUGUCAAGUGCGUUGGCUCAGAUCCGUUACAUCAUUACAACAGUGGACCUGACUGUUAGUAAAUAUGAGAGAUCUCAGGAGCUGCAGGAAGUGCUCGCCAGGCUCGAAACAAAGAGCUUCGCCAAGCUCAAGAACGGCAAGGUGUUCCGCAAACAGGAGCUGCACAGCCAGCACAGAGACCUGCAGCACAAAGGUCUGGUCUACUGGAAGACUGCCACAGGACGUCUGAAAGACACUUUGGCUCUUUUGCUAACGGACGUUCUGGUUUUCCUGCAAGAGAAAGACCAGCGUUUCAUAUUUGCAUCCGUGGACCAGAAGCCUCCAAUAAUUCCACUGCAGAAGCUCAUUGUUCGAGAAGUAGCCAAUGAGGAGAGAGGAAUGUUCCUUAUCUCUGCAUCCUCUGUGGGGCCAGAGAUGUAUGAAGUUCACACCACCACCAGAGAGGAAAGGAAUGCAUGGAUGAGACACAUCCGACAGACUGUAGAGAGUUGUCCUGAGGAAGAAGAGGAGGAGGAGCGAACUGCAGAUACCGAGGAAGCCAGGCAAGCUGCAGAACUGAGAGUUCAGACGAUUAACAAGUUCCAGGAUGCACUGUUUGGUCAGGACCAGCAAAUCUGCCACAGCUUGGAGGAAAAGUUACAAAUUUAUGCUGAACUGACAGAGUUAACCCUCCAUCCACCAGAACCUGUGCCACAGCGCCCUCUGCUGGUGCAGCCCGCACAGUACAUGGACAGCGAGCAUCCACGCCAGGCGUCUUCACUGCUGACAGCUGCACUCAGAGAAGCAGAGAACCUGAUCGGUAUUCUUCAGGCUCGUGAUGGCCUUCCUGUCCAACGUCAGAACUCCCCUGUCCAAGCGCUUGAGUGCUGCAGCUACAACAGCCACGGCAGCAGCAUCCAGGAGUCUCCUUCUGAACCGGAUUAUCUGAGCACGCUCAGUAUGAGCUCCGCCUCUCUCGGAUCAGACAAUGAGUUAACCGGGUUGGACAGCGUGUCGUGGAGCUCAGCUGUCGAGCUCCGAAAAAGAGACUCCAAAGGGAUGCUGUUAAAGGUGGCAGAAAGUGUCCAGAGUCUGACUCAGCUCCUUUAUAGUCUGCAGGCAGCUGUGACCCUUCAAGACAGCUACUAUGAAGUCCACAAACUUCUUCUCCAAGAAGGAGAAAGACCUCAGCUCCGAAGCAUCGCCUCCCUCCAAAACAGCCUGGAGCUGGAGAAACAGAGGAGCACAGACAAGAUGAAAGAGGAGAAGAGGGGGCUGGAGAGGAGGAAGGAUGACGUGGACGAGGUGCAGAAACUCCAGAUCAAGUUGAAACAGGAGCAGCAGCAUUGGGAAAAAGAGUGUGCAACCAGAGAGAAACAGCAGGGUGAGCAGGAGAGUUUACUGGAGCAGAGACAGCAGCAGUGUCUCCUGGAGGCGGAGCGGCUGCGCUGUGAGCGCGAGGAGCUGGAAGCCCAGCUGCAGGAGUAUCAGCAGAAUCUGGACAGACUGAAGGAGGGCCAGAGGAGUGUGGAGAAGGAGAAGGAGAAGAUCGAAGCCCAACAGAGGCUGCUUCAGGGCUGGAGACACAACCGCCAGAGCAGCCUGCCGGUCACGUUACCCCUGGAUGGAUACAAGUUGUCUCAGGUGUGCACUCACAGCCGCACAGGCAGCCUGGACGCCAACUGUUCGGUGUUCAAGAACGAGGCAGCUUUGCUUGCCUCCCUGCAGCAGAACCACCUCCUCCAGCCAACGAACUACAACAACCAGCAACAGCACGUUCUGGGCAUGCAGAAGAAGAACCACGACUGCCCGCCGAGCAGCACCAACCACAGCGCCACCCCCAGCCUCAGUGCCAGCCUCUACAACAGCCUCAACACGCUGCUGAGCCAGACACACAGCAGACAGCCUCCGUACGCUAACAAGCACAGCUGUUCACGUCUCCCAGCCGACUCCCUCCACCCGUUCAGCAGCAGGGUCACCUCACAGACACAGAGGAGCAACAGCAGAGACCUCGGUCUGCUAGACAACACACAAUCGUCCAGUUCCUGGAGGUCAGAGUUCACUGGUCAUGGUCUUAAUAAGGAGCACAACUCGUCCUCGCCCUCUCUUACCCCCCUCCUCCCACCACAGGCUUACCUCUCACUUGACGGACAAAAUGGAGACGAGGAGGGAGAAGAGAAUAUUGUUUACCUUUGAGACUCAUGAAAUGAGCAAAGCAAGCUGCUUCAACGAGACCUGAACAAACAUUUUCUGUUGC